ACAACACAGUCCUAGAUCCCGUCGAGCACGUCUUACGUGUUGCGCCUGUUAUUGAUACACACAUCGAUUUGCCUUGGCUGAUCCGCUCGGUUGGGUACCAGAACAAUGUCACCGCCGUUGAUCUGGAGGGGGCGAUGCCUUGCCACCUCGAUAUCCCACGUCUGCGUGAAGGGCAUGUCGGCGGGUUCUUUUGGUCUGUAUACACUGCAUGUCCGGACACUGCGGCCGAAGGUGAUGACUUCCUGGGCGCUACAUGGCGCGUUCGAGAUACCCUUGAACAAAUCGACCUCGCUCGCGGAUUGAUCGACAAGUAUCCUGAUACGUUCAGCUUCGCGCUUACCGCGAGCGACAUACGCGACGCCUUCUCAGCAGGCAAAAUUGCGAGUCUGCUUGGCGUAGAAGGUGCUCAUCAAGCCGGUAACUCGAUCGCGGUUGUGCGGCAGUACUACGAGCUUGGCGUGCGAUACAUGACGCUUGCGCAUUUCUGCCACAAUGUGUUCGCAGACUCGGGUGGAGCCAUCGAGCCUCAUCCUCCGAGACACGGCGGUCUCAGCCCUCUUGGGCUGAAACUCGUCGAUGAGAUGAACCGCCUCGGCAUGCUCGUCGACAUUUCGCACGUCUCAGACGACACCGCGCGCCAGGCGCUGCUUCACUCGCGUGCGCCGGUGAUAUGGUCGCACUCCUCCGCUCGCGCUGUGCAUGAUGUAGCGCGGAACCUUCCAGACGACAUCCUCCGCAUGGUCGGCUUCGGAGAGGGACAAAAAGAUGCGGUCAUAAUGGUGAACUUCGUUCCGGUGUUUAUUGCACCAGAAGGCGAAGCGACAGUCGCACGCGUCGCAGAUCAUGUCGAGCACAUUGCAAGUGUGACAGGAAAGGAACAUGUGGGGAUGGGCAGCGACUUCGAUGGCAUCCCAAAUGUUCCCAAGGGCCUCGAGGACGUGUCGAAAUACCCUGCUCUCGUUGCAGAGCUGCACAAACGCGGGUGGGCGACGGAGGAACUUGCUGGCUUUACGAGCGGCAAUUUCCUUCGUGUCUUUGCACGGGCUGAGGAAGUCGCGCAGGAGCUGAAAAAAUCCGGCAUGCAACCCGUGUAUGAUUUGUACGACAAACGGACGGAUAUCCCCGAGAGUGUUCCAGAGGGCGAGGAGGUAUGUGAUUCGCACGUUUCAGGGGUGGUGUUGCCAGGUAAAGAGAAAUACUGAGUAGACGAAUGUGACGCGCCGACAAGGUACAGUGGCUGCUAGCAAGAUACACCAUCAGUCGUAUUUCAAGUCGCCAUUAAGGACUUCGUCGUAAAUCGGCCACUGCCUCCCCAUCCACGUCGCCAGACUCGUAUGGUCGGCAUAAGUGUCGUUGGUGUUGGGAUGAACUAGGACACUAAUAAUUAUCGCAUUGUGUCAGCGCAAUAAGCUUAGAGACGAGUGCAAAAGGCGUACUCGCACAGGCCACGGUUCACCGCGAGCCAGGAG
Molecule: messenger RNA, 1469 nt
Organism: Coniophora puteana RWD-64-598 SS2
Lineage: Eukaryota; Fungi; Basidiomycota; Agaricomycetes; Boletales; Coniophoraceae
Exons: 11
Coding region: 135-1202 (355 amino acids)
Biological process (GO): proteolysis
Molecular function (GO): metallodipeptidase activity
Source: RefSeq, a predicted model, not a curated record